UGUCUGCGCCCAGUAAGAUCCGCAUCUCUUGUAACCUCCCUGUUCGGGAAGUGGUUUAACCAUAGUAACGGGCAAACAUUUUUUUUAAAUUAAACUCUUUUACUCUUCUCAUUUUGGGCCACUUUACUUGGCUACGGCUAAUUAGCCAAAAUAUUUUUUUCGGUGUAUGACUGCAAUUCGCAGAAGAUAGUAGUGUAUCGAGGGUGCAAGGGAAGGGUGGUUGUUGGGGCGACAGUCUGUCACGCGUUCGUGAUAGACAUACUCUAGUUUAUGUGGGGAAAGGAAACAAGCUUAAAUAUCCGAUGAUUACUUAUACAAAAUACCUCAACUCAUAAAUUAAUUUAAAUUAUCGGGUGCCUAUAUGAUACUUGGGUUGUUUAUUAAUGUCAAAACUACUUUAGGUAGCAGUAUGGUAUCCAGUUUUUAAAAGAAAUCUUUCUGACGACUGUUUACGUGUGGCGCAUUACUGUCACGUUAAUGUAACGUUAUAAAUGGUAUUGGCAUUUUCUGUAAGGUGAUGUGGAAGCCAGCUUGUCCCCUGUUUACCAGGAGCUGGGGGAGAGGCAUGCGAAGGGUUUGGGCUAUCUGGGAGCACAAACAAUGUACCCAAAGUUCAGGAUCUCCCUCCUCUUCUGCCCGUUCUCCCCGAACUCAAGCAGAAAAAGAGAAGAGAAGGAGAGAAAAGCAAACAGCCAUUCUGAACAACCAAAGCACCAAGGUUGAAGAUGAAGGGAUUAAGUGGAAUGAGAAAGGAACAAUAGUGUACCGUGGAUCAACCCUCUCUGGGGAGAAGAAAGACACAUCCCUGCCAUUCCCAGCUUUCUACAGCCCUCAAUACGUGGAGUCCUGCUGGUACCAGUGGUGGGAGAAGGAGGGGUUCUUCAGUCCUGAGGUCCAUAGCAGACUACCGCAGGCGGUAAAUCGAUGCUUCUCCAUGUGCAUCCCUCCUCCGAAUGUGACUGGGAACUUGCACCUCGGCCACGCUCUCACGGUUGCCAUAGAGGAUGCUCUGGUUCGCUGGAGAAGGAUGCAAGGAUACAAAGUUCUUUGGGUGCCCGGUUGUGACCACGCUGGCAUCGCCACACAGUCCGUGGUGGAGAGAUGGCUGUUGAGGCAACGAGGGAAGCGCAGGAAGGAUUUCAGCAGGGAGGAGUUUCUCCGGGAGGUCUGGCACUGGAAGAACGAGAAAGGGGGAGAGAUAUACCAUCAGCUGAGGAAAUUGGGGGCGUCUCUGGACUGGAGCAGGUCUUGCUUCACCAUGGACACGGCCUUCAGUGACGCCGUAACAGAGGCCUUCGUGCGCCUGUGUGACUCUGGCUUGGUGUACCGCUCAGAAGGGCUCGUCAACUGGAGCUGUGCGCUGGACUCCGCCAUCUCUGACAUAGAGGUGGAUUCGGUGCAGCUAUCUGGACGGACCCUGCUGUCUGUCCCAGGCUACGAACAGAAGGUGGAGUUUGGGACUCUGUUCACCUUUGCCUACCCCUUAGAGGGGCAGGACAGAGAGGUGCUGGUGUCCACCACGCGUCCGGAGACCAUGCUGGGGGACGUGGCCAUCGCCGUGAACCCGGACGACGCCCGGUACCAGGCACUCCACGGUAAAUACUGCAGACACCCCUUCACUGACAGGCUGCUCCCGCUGAUCACCGACCCCCUGGUGGACAUGAGCCUGGGCACAGGGGCAGUGAAGGUGACCCCUGCCCAUGACCAUACCGACUUCCUGCUUUCCCAGCGCCAUUCACUUCCCCGCCUCACUGUGAUUGGAGGAGACGGGACCAUGACCUCUUCCUGCGGCCAGUGGUUGGAGGGUGUGAGGCGGUUCGAGGCCCGGGUUCGAGUGGUGGAAGCCCUGAAGGAGAGGCAGCUCUUCAGAGGAAGGCAGGAUCAUGCCAUGUCCCUCCCUGUGUGCAGCCGCUCUGGAGAUGUGAUCGAACCUUUGCUGAAGAGACAGUGGUUUGUGCGCUGCGAGCAGAUGGCGCGGAGGGCGAUACAGGCAGUGGAGGAUGGGGAGUUGAGGAUAAUCCCUUCGAUGUACAAUAAGACAUGGAAGACCUGGCUCUCCGACAUAAGCGAUUGGUGCAUCUCCAGACAGCUUUGGUGGGGUCACCAGAUUCCGGCCUAUCGGGUUUCGCUCUCGGGUUCCGUUGACACAGAUGAGGAGCGGUGGGUGUGGGGGAGGAGUGAGGAGGAGGCCAGAGAGAGAGCCGCGGCCAGAUUCGGAGUGACUCCUGAUGCCGUGACGCUGACUCGGGACCCAGAUGUGCUGGACACCUGGUUCUCUUCAGCCCUCUUCCCCUUUGCUAUGCUUGGCUGGCCGCGACAGACUCAGGACCUGCAGCAGUUCUACCCCAACAGCCUUCUAGAGACAGGAAGUGAUCUCAUCUUUUUUUGGGUAGCCCGGAUGGUCAUGCUAGGCAUGGAGCUCACCGGGCAGCUGCCCUUUAAACAGGUGCUCUUUCAUUCUCUGGUGAGGGACAAUCACGGGAGGAAGAUGAGUAAAUCUCUAGGCAACGUCAUCGACCCGCUGGACAUCAUUUCUGGCGUUUCCCUGCAGAGGCUUCAAGACAAGAUCAAGGAUGGAAACCUGGAGCCCCGUGAAACCAGUAUUGCCUUGAAGGCCCAGAAGAAGGACUACCCCAAAGGAAUCCCCGAAUGUGGUACUGAUGCCCUCCGCUUUGCCCUCUGCACCUACAAGGCCCAGGGGGAGGACAUCCGCUUGUCCGUGUCCCAGGUGCUGAACUGCAGACGCUUCUGUAACAAGAUGUGGCAGACGGUGCGCUUCACCCUGGGGGUACUGGAGCAGGCGGGCAGGGAUCCGCAAACCCUGGCAGAGGUGUCCCCGUUCAGUAGCGAGGACCGGUGGCUGUGCUCCCGGCUCUACAGCACCGUGCUGCAAUGUGAACGCGGGUUCGAGAGCUACAACCUGCAGGCCGUGACGGCAGCAGUGCAGUCCUUCUGGGUGCACAGCUUGUGUGACGUCUACCUGGAGUGCAUCAAGCCGGUGCUGACUGGGGCGUCCACGGAAGGCUUCCAGCGGCAGGCAGCUGUGCGGGGUGUCCUGCUACACUCUGUGUCCGUUUCCCUCACCCUCCUCUCCCCCUUCAUGCCCUUCCUGACCGAAGAGCUGUGGCAGAGGCUCCGCCCACACUUGGCAGGCACCGUGGCAACCAGCCUGUGCCUGCAGCCCUAUCCACAGUCCAGCCAGAUGAGCCACUGGCACUUUCCCCAGGAAGAGGGAGAUUUUGCUUUUGUACAGGAAGUAGUCAGAGUGGCAAGAGGAUUGCGGACCCAGUGUCACAUGACCAAAGAAAGACCUGACAUGUGGGUCGUCUGUUCGCCCAACCAAGCUGAGAUCCUCCUCCGCUUCAGCUCCACCAUUCGAACCCUCAGCCGCGUCUCAUCCCUAAACCUCCACUGCCCCCAGGGGGGUGGUGAUGCACCACCUGAAGGCUGUGCAGUGGAUGUAGUUGACCCCAGCUGUGAGGUGCACCUGCACACCCAGGGGACUGUGGACACAGACGCACAGGAGGCCCUGCUGUCCAGUCGCAAAGAGAAAAUCCUCUCCAAGUUGCAACGGUGUCUCUCUCAAACCGAAAUGCCACAUUAUGAAGAGAAGGUGCCGGAAAGUGUCAGACAGGAAAUGCGAAGCCGGAUUUCUGCACUUGAACAGGAGUUGAAGAACACAGAGGAUCAGCUACUAAACUUGCACCAAUUAAAAGGACAAGAAAGCUAAGAGACAAGGAUGGAAACGUUGUUUAUGCACGAAUUAAGAGAUGAAUCCAGUGGGUGCGGGUGCAGUGGGCAGUGCGAGUCCCUGCACUGUAAUCUAUGGAUCUCAACUUCAAACAGCAGCAAACUAGUUAUGAAAUAUGGACAUACAAUCAGUCCUUAAUAAAUUUUUUAUAUACAAAGUGUUUGUAUUAAUUUGCAUGGUUUGCAGGCUUUUCCUUGUAAAAAGAUUAAUUAAAUGGAUCUGCUAAUUGUGGGAUGAUUUUAGAUGCUAUGGUGGGAGAAAUUGGUUUGUCAGUCAGAUCAAUCAGCUUAUGACAUUUCAAAUCAAUCAGCUUGUUAUGUACAUACAGCUCUGGAUUAAAUGAAGAGAUCACGGCAAAGUUUUCAGUUUGGCUGAUUUAUCAAUUUAUGGGUAUGCACCUGUGUAAAAAUAUAGUUUUUUUUUUGCAAACUGCAGCCUGGUUCUUCC
Molecule: messenger RNA, 4198 nt
Organism: Paramormyrops kingsleyae
Lineage: Eukaryota; Metazoa; Chordata; Actinopteri; Osteoglossiformes; Mormyridae
Gene: vars2
Product: valyl-tRNA synthetase 2, mitochondrial
Biological process (GO): valyl-tRNA aminoacylation
Cellular component (GO): cytosol
Molecular function (GO): valine-tRNA ligase activity; aminoacyl-tRNA deacylase activity; ATP binding
Source: RefSeq, a predicted model, not a curated record